UCUCUCUCUCUCUCUCUCUCUCUCAGUGGCAGGUGCACAGGUGAGUUAUGAGGUGUGUACAUCGCGCAUGCGCUCACACACGUAUCAGUAUUUUUACCUGAGUGUGUGACCAGGUGUGUGUCAGUCUGAGGACGAGGGCUAGACAAUCGCAAGCAUCGCCACGAUGACCUGGGAUUAUUUCGGCUUCUCCAUGGUCCGCAGCAGCGGCCAGAACAAUGGAACUGUCAUUGCCAUCAACAACCCAGCGGAUAUUUCCGUUAUCGUCAUCUACUUCGUGGUGGUCCUGGCCGUGGGGAUAUGGGCUAUGGUGAGGACGAAUCGCUCCACGGUCGGUGGAUUCUUCUUGGCUGGACGCAGCAUGGUGUGGUGGCCGAUUGGAGCGUCUCUGUUUGCCAGUAACAUCGGCAGUGGGCAUUUCGUGGGUCUGGCAGGAACCGGGGCGGCUGCGGGAAUCGCCAUCGGAGGGUUUGAGUGGAAUGCUCUUGUUGUAGUGCUCCUUCUAGGAUGGAUCUUCGUCCCUAUCUACAUCAAGGCCGGGGUGGUCACCAUGCCCGAGUAUCUGAAGAAGCGUUUCGGAGGUCAGCGUAUCCGGAUGUAUCUCUCUGUCCUCUCUCUGGUGCUUUACAUCUUCACUAAGAUCUCAGCGGACAUGUUCUCUGGAGCUAUCUUCAUUAACCAGGCUUUGAGAAUGAACAUCUACCUGGCUGUUAUCAUGCUGCUGCUCAUCACUGCACUCUACACUGUCACAGGUGGUCUCGCUGCAGUUAUUUACACAGACACUCUGCAGACCAUCAUCAUGGUGGUGGGAUCCUUCAUCCUCAUGGGCUUUGCGUUUGAUAAGGUUGGAGGUUAUGAGGGUCUUCAGGAGAAGUACAUGCAGGCCAUUCCCUCCGUUGUGGGGAACAUCAGCUCUGAGUGUUACACGCCUCGUCCAGACUCCUUCCACAUCUUCAGAGAUCCGCUGAUCGGAGACAUGCCCUGGCCUGGACUCAUAUUCGGCCUCACCAUCCAGGCAGCAUGGUACUGGUGCACUGACCAGGUGAUCGUCCAGCGUUGUCUCUCGGCUAAGAACAUGUCCCAUGUGAAGGCCGGCUGUAUUCUGUGUGGCUACCUCAAACUCCUGCCCAUGUUCCUCAUGGUGUUCCCCGGCAUGAUCAGCAGAGUGCUGUACCCAGAUGAAGUUGCGUGUGUGGUUCCUGAGAUGUGUAAAGAGUACUGCGACACUGAGGUGGGCUGCACCAACAUCGCCUACCCCAAACUGGUGGUGGAUCUCAUGCCUGACGGUCUCAGGGGUCUGAUGCUGUCUGUCAUGCUGGCAUCACUGAUGAGCUCGCUCACCUCCAUCUUUAACAGCUCCAGUACGCUCUUCACCAUGGACAUCUACGCCAAAGUCCGCAACAAAGCCUCCGAAAAGGAGCUGAUGAUUGCCGGCAGGUUGUUUAUCUUGGUCCUGAUUGGUGUCAGCAUCGCUUGGAUUCCUAUCAUCCAGUCCACUCAUAGCGGCCAGCUCUUUGACUACAUCCAGUCUAUAACCAGUUACUUAGCUCCGCCCAUCGCCGCCGUCUUCACACUCGCUAUUUUCUGCAAGAGAGUUAAUGAACCGGGUGCGUUUUACGGAAUGGUGAUCGGUUUGGUCAUCGGUUUGGUGCGGAUGAUCGCGGAGUUCUCGUACGGAACAGGAAGCUGUGCGAAUCCCAGCGACUGUCCCACCAUCAUCUGUGGAGUGCAUUACCUCUACUUUGGCCUGAUCCUCUACGGAAUUUCCCUUCUGCUGGUGCUGGGAAUCUCACUCAUGACCAAACCCAUCGACGACAAACAUCUGUACAGGUUGUGUUGGAGUUUACGUGACAGUAAAGAGGAGAGGGUCGACCUGGAUGCUGACGACUGGACCGAGGAGCCGGACGACGCCUACAUGGACAUGGACGAACCCAUGUCGGACCCGAGCUGCUGGAGAAAAGCCUACAACUGGUUCUGUGGCUUCGAUCAGACAAAAGCACCGAAGCUGACGAAAGAGGAAGAAGCCGAGCUGAAGAAGCAGCUGACCGACACGAGUGAGCAGCCGCUGUGGAAGAACGUAGUGAACGCCAACGCCAUCAUCCUCCUGUGUGUGUGUGUCUUCUUCCACGGCUUCUUCGGAUAAAGUGAGAGAGAGAGAGAGAGAGAGGGAGAGACGGAGAGAGAGAGAGAGAAAGAGAGAGAGAGAGAGAGAGAGAGAGAGAGAGGGAGA
This is a messenger RNA of Hemibagrus wyckioides, 2227 nucleotides long. RefSeq names its product solute carrier family 5 member 1 (gene slc5a1). NCBI's taxonomy places the organism in Eukaryota, Metazoa, Chordata, Actinopteri, Siluriformes, Bagridae. Bases 164 to 2140 code for a protein of 658 amino acids. Gene Ontology annotation, biological process: sodium ion transport; transmembrane transport. The transcript is spliced from 15 exons. Gene Ontology annotation, molecular function: D-glucose:sodium symporter activity. The record is from RefSeq and is a predicted model, not a curated record. Gene Ontology annotation, cellular component: plasma membrane.